GUGAUGCUGCGCUCGGCAUGCAGUGGCUUGCUGCUUUGUCAUGAUGUUUGUAGAAGCAUAAAUGAUUUUUGCUUUGGUUUACGACCAAUUUGCUCAAGAAAGAAAGGAUGAGAUUCCUAUCCUUAAUCAAUUAAUGUUUAAUCGGUAUCUAUGACUCGUUCGAUGUCCAAGACUAAAAAAGCAGAAACAUGAAUGACGUACUGGUGAAGUUGGAGCCAACCAGUGAUGUGGAGCACAAGGAAGAGGUGUCUUUCACAUCAGUACCGGCGGACGUUGCUGUCAACCCAGGAAAGCCAGGGUUAUUUACUUGCCCAGCAUGCAGCCAGUCCUUCAAAACAAAGUCCUCCUUGCAUUAUCACCAAAGGAAAUACCGCCACUGUGGUAUGGAGCCAUUUGCAUGUGCACUUUGUGGCAAGGAAUUUGGAAUUGCGACUCAUCUGACUUCUCACAUGCGGACUCACACAAAGCAGCGGCCUUUCUUUUGCCCACUGAAGGAUUGUGAUAGAGUCUAUUCAAGAAUAGACUUGGUGAAUGUCCAUCUGAUCAAGUGCCAUAAGAUAAACUACAAAGUAAAGAGUAAGUGUUUCCGAAAUGGAGUGUUUUGCGGACAAGUUUUUAUCAAUGGUGAGAUGAGAAUGAUCAAAAAGGUUAUCCCGGAUAAAACCGCUGCCGAUGGUAUCGAGAUCGAAAUGCCUCAUGGACUUGCUGUGAAAACGCUGGAUAAUUCUAAGGGGGGAUAUCCUGUCUGGCAUUCAUUUGAUGUUGUUGAUGGAUCUGCUCCUGAAUCGAUGUCCGGCGGUUCAGGGCAUAGUCAUGUUGUGGUGAAUUCUAGCGUGUCGGGCCUGGACAAUGUUUUGAGCUCAACACAAGCUCAAAAGCUUUACCAAAAAACACCUGCACUGAACGAAAGAAGUGACAAUGACAAUGGCAACAGUGUAAAUUCCCAAAAAUCUUAUAACUCCAAAAAUCAUGUUGAGGAUGCAUUGAGCUCAAGUUGUAUCCAGGCCUCUAUGAAUGAUCCUUUCUAUCCAGAAAUGUUCAAUGCGGAUGAAUUGGCAAAGCAAAUCUUGUCCACCUGCAACUAUGUAAAUCCUUUCAUGCUUAACCCUUGUGAAUUUAGAUUUAGUAACAUGAGUGGUAGCUCUGUUGCAACUGUCAGUGGAUUUGAGAACCGUGGAGAAGUAGUUACAAUUCCAAAGUCAGAUGGUCUGCCGCAAGCAAAUGGGUCAAUAACUCUUCCUUCCAUUGCCAUUGCCAAAAGUGGUGUUACUAAGUCAAAUGGUGGCUCUGUUUCCCCUCUUUUGGAAACUAAAUUUCCCAAAUUACUAUUGGAGAGUAAACAGUCUUGUCCGAAAAAGCAGAAAAGGUUGACCAAAAAUCCUAUGAGACCUCCGAUUGAGAUACCUAAAGUACGAGUAAAGGUGUGCAUUAUUCCCAAUGAAUCUCGUUACAAGUGCCCCGAUUGUGAAUAUAUCACUGACACCAUGCCGAUGGCUAUUCUUCACAUGCGGGAAUCACAACAUGGUGGAAUGAAAAAGAAAACAUAUCGUUGUCAAUUUUGCUCAAAGAAGUUCUUGCUCAAAGAAGCACUCUGUCAGCAUAUGAAAACUUGUGCUGGUGGUUCUAAACAUGCAAAACAACAUUCCAUGACUGGCAAUAACAUUGCUUCAUUGAAGAAUAAUGGUUGUCCUGAGAUCAGAAAAGUGCCAAAUGUUGAAGCUGUUGAAAAUAAUGCUCUUAUUGCUCAACCAAAAUGUGCCAUUGAUUUCAACAUCUAUAACAGUUUGGCGACCUUUGGUGAUGUAUCCAACUGGGCUAGUCUAAAAAGCAGUCAGCAUGAUAAUAUAAAUGCAGGCGAGAAGCCUCAUCAGAAAAAGAAGAGACCAACUGACCAGGGUGAGGAAACCAAAAAGAUCAAAUUGGAACCAGAUAUAGUUAAGUCUGAAAAGGAAGAGUCAGUGAAUGAACUGUCUGCAAAGCCAAAAGGUACUGCUCUCCCUGGUAUAGGUACAUUUUUCUCUUCAAAUUUGGUGUCCCAAAAUAUGUUAGGGACAAAUACCCCAACUACGUUGCCGUCUUUUCAAACGUUUCUUGGUGUCUCAACACAAGAAUCACCCAGAGGAUUUACUUCAAAAGGGUUUUCCAACAGUUCACUGAGUAAACAGGAGGCAGGAAAUGGUAACCAGGAAAAAUCAUUGUCAUCACUCUUCCCAUGGUUGAAUAUUGAGACUAAUUUGAAGUCAUUCCCUGAUGAGCUCACUCUGAAUCAUUCAUCUGAAUCUGAUCCUGCAGAUUUGAUUCCUGGAAAUCACCAUGUAGUUCUUGAUGGCUCACUCACUGGUAAACCGCAAACAUGUUUACAGUGUCAUGCUGCAUUCAAGACCCUGUCACUGCUGCGCUACCACCAGCAGAAGAACAGCCAUGAUGGCUACAAGACAUACCCGUGUAGCCAUUGUGAUUCAAUCUUUGGCAGCAAAGGUCAUCUUGAGACCCAUAUCAGAAAUCACACAAAGGAAAAGCCAUAUUUUUGUCCACUGUGUCAUCGUAUGUUUUCGAGGGUUGACCUGGUAAAUAGCCACCUCCGUCUCCAGCAUAAUAUGUCAAUACAUAUCAGUGGCAAAGAUGUGCUCCUGCCAAAUUAUAGGUGGAACUCAGAAGAAGAAAACAGCUUUGAAUUGAACACCAUCGUCAUGGAUAAAAAUUGAGUAACAGUAUGAUGGUAUUUCUACAUCUUGUGCAUUGGCUCUGAUGAAUGUUUUGUUAGGUCAGGUGACACUAUAGUUGGGGGCCUAUUGAUCUGUACACUUGAUUGGGAACAUCAUUUAUAAAAUAUACUUCUGAUUAAAACAAAAUGCAGGACAGAUUAUGAUGAGUUCAUAUGGUCCGAAGGUAGUCAAAUUUGCCAAGGUGUCGGAGUUGCAACAUUUUAACAUGACAACAGUCAACAGUACAUGUUGUAUGCUGAUGCAUAGAAAAUGACAUCAAAACAUAGUACCCACAUGUUUUUGGUAAACUUUGGUGCUGAUUUGGGCAUUUCGGAGGCUUCUAUGGCAUAGUGCUUUUGCGCAACCCGAAAACCUCCUGGCCACUAUAAUCUGAUAACCUUUUUCUUAUAAUGGUUUGAUUAAUAAAUUGAUGUCAUCACAAUGAAAGCAAAGAAGUUGCCAAAGGGUGUUCAAAUUAUGUAAAUGCUGUCCCCAAUUGAAAGUAUGGAUCAAUAAUUUUUUGGGGGGCAAAGUGACCUCUACAUAUGUUCGACAUACAGCAGUCCACCUCAAGGUACUUCAUGUUUCUCACUUGGAUCGGGCCUUUUGCUUGUGGUUGUGUUAACCCCUUAACUGUUUAAAUAAAUCUUUAAAAAGCGACCGUUUAAUUGUUUCAGGCAUAAUAGCUAUUUGUUGGAAACAAUUGUCUAAAAAUAUAGACAUUGCUUUAAAUCACUCUUCAUUACUUUAUUAUAGUAGGAGACAUAUUUUCAUUUAUUCUUCGACAUCUAAAAUUAUU
Molecule: messenger RNA, 3504 nt
Organism: Lineus longissimus
Lineage: Eukaryota; Metazoa; Nemertea; Pilidiophora; Heteronemertea; Lineidae
Product: replication initiator 1-like
Exons: 3
Coding region: 189-2705 (838 amino acids)
Biological process (GO): regulation of transcription by RNA polymerase II
Molecular function (GO): RNA polymerase II cis-regulatory region sequence-specific DNA binding; DNA-binding transcription factor activity
Source: RefSeq, a predicted model, not a curated record